AUUCCCCCUCCUUGCCCUUCAACAACUUUCGAACUAAACAAUAUUUAUAAUGAAGGAAAUGAACUUGAAUUUCAAAAAAAGAUUGAUGUUACACAAUUAACAGAUGAAACGACUGAUAUUCCAGAAUUAACUGAGAAAAAGCAAAUAGUUGAAAAUAGUAUUAAAAGUGUAGAAGCGUCACCGUCUAGGGCGUGUCACCAAAAAAGACCAACUGCCCUUGAAGGUUUAAGUGGUAAUAUUUCUACCUCCUUUGAAAGUGGAGGAGGUGUUUGUCACAGUUCCAGCGCUAGUACUCGCUCCUCUAGUUUUGAUUUACGUAGUCCAACAACCCUUAAUACAAGAAAAAUUACUUCUAAAAUCAUCCCUAAAGUAAAUCAACAGCCAAAAGAAGACAGGAGAACGGAAUUUAGAGUUAACAAUGUUAGUGGAAAACGACCAAAUAGAUUACCGGUUCUUAACCAUAAUCAACAACACCAUUCAAAUUCAUUUAGUUGUCACAAUGGAGAAAAACCUAGUGAUUUUACUCAAAAACAAUUAUUCCGUCGAGGAAGUUCUUUAAACGACGUUUCUGAUCCUAUCAAUAGCA
Molecule: messenger RNA, 586 nt
Organism: Meloidogyne enterolobii
Lineage: Eukaryota; Metazoa; Nematoda; Chromadorea; Rhabditida; Meloidogynidae
Source: the annotation of a GenBank genome assembly